AUGCAAGUUAACAUAUAAGAGAAGAUAAAAUAUUUUCAUAAAAGAUUAUUAAAUAAACAAUUUAAAAUGAUAAAUGCUAGCAAGAGAUAAAUUUAUUUGAAAAUAAAGAAAUAUGCUUGGUAGAGAAGCAAACUAAAAUUUCAAAAAUUAGCAAUAGUCAUUAAAAGCUUUGUGCAUAAGGAGUAAAACAUUUAGAACAUAACAAGGAUAGCUUAUAGAACUCAUUAAUAAAGGAUGUUAAGUCUGAAAAGCAUGUAUUUAAUUUAUUUUUAAUAAAAUUAAAAGCAAAAAAUUUAUAUAAUUUAAUAUAAUUUAAAAAAUUAAAAGAUUUCAAAGCAUCGUUUUUCUUUAUCUAAUCGCUAUUCAAAUACUGCAUUUGUAUCUGAUUAAAGUGAAAUUAUUUCCUACAAGGGUUUUGGACUAAAUUUUUGUGAAGAAGAUCUGAGCAUACUGCAAAAUAUUGAUUCUUCUAAAAAGAAAAAAAAUAAUUCAAAAAUUAUAAAAGCUAACUAAAUGAAUUAUUUACCAUAUGCGAGUAAUUAAAACUUUAAUUUGUAAAGCUAAGAUUAGAGUAAGUGUAAUUAAUAAUAUGAUCAUAAUGAAGAUCAUAAUUAAUAAAUAAUAUACUGUUAAUUUAAUGAUUAUGAUCAAUAAUAUGAAGAAGUAAGCAACAAAUUUAAAUAAAAUUUAAAUAAAAAUCAAUAAAAUUUAAUAACUUUGCUUAAUAAAGAUCAUCUAAACUAAUAAAUUACCUAAAAAAAUAAAGAAGAUUAAUAAAUUUAAGCUAAUUUAACUAAAUUAGGAGAUAAUCUUAAACAAGAAAACAAUAAAGCUAAUAAUGAAAAUCAAAUCGUUUGUUUUAAGUUAAAAUAAAAAAAUUAAAUUUCUCAUGAUAGUUCUCAACCAACAGAAGUUACUAAUGCUUAAAAUAUUUUAGAAAAUAUAUUUAAAGAAAGCAUGGGUAAGAAUGACCAAGGAUAAACUGAAAUUUAGUAAGAUGAGGAAACUUAUGUUUAAAAAAAAGAAAAAAUUAUCAAAUUGCAAGUUAAACAUUAGAAUAAAGAAUUAUUUUUGUAAUUUAUAUCUGCAGAUGUCAUACUGUAAAAUAGAAAGGUUGAUACUGUAGCUUUUGUUAUAGUCUAAGAUGUUUGGGAAGAUUUAUAUAUGAAAAAAGUUGAAGAAAUUUAGUAGGAAAAAAUGAAAAUUUUUGGAAGUUUAUCUCAUGAGUUAAGAACUCCACUUAAUUGCUCUAUCUCUAUGCUGGAAGUGUUAAAAGAUGAAAUGUAAGAGAUAAAUCCUUAAUAUAUCACUGAUUAUUUGAAUCCUGCUUUGUUUUCUAAUAAACUUUUACUUAAUUAAAUAAAUGACAUUCUUGACUUUGUUUAAAUGGAUAAAGGAAAGUUUAAGUAUUCGUUUUAAGAAUUCAAUAUUUUAAAUCUACUUAAUGAUUGUUAAAAGUUAGUUAGUAUUUAAGCUUAAAUGAAAAAUUUGUAAAUUAGAAUCAAUAUUGAUAAAGGAAUGCCUGAAUAUAUUUGCUCAGAUCCAAACAGAAUAAGAUAGAUUCUUUUGAAUUUCCUAUCUAACUCUUUGAAAUUUACUAAACAAGGUUACAUUGAAAUAAAUUUUUCAAAUUUCGAUAAUGGUGUUUACAAAAUAGCAGUUUAAGAUACAGGCAUAGGUAUUAAGCCAGAAAAUUUGAAGGAAAUAUUUUAAUUUUGUGCCAAGAUAAAUUACAGUAAUAAAGAUGAAUUGCUGAAUUCUUAAGGAUGUGGACUUGGCUUAUACAUUUCUAACUCUAUAGCAAAAGGAUUAGUGAAAAAUGAUAAAUUAAACAGCGGUGUUUCAGUAGAAUCCGACUAUGGAAAAGGAUCAGUAUUUAGCUUUCUUGUUUAGGAUUAGAAUUAUAUAGAGCUAUUUUCUCGUUUUAGUUAAGUGCAAGUCGAAGCAACGAAAAUGUCAAUAAGAGCCUUUUCAAAAUAGAUUGAUGGAUCUUCUAAAAAUUCUAUGCUAACUUCUGCUAAAAAAAGUCGAAAUAAUAAUAGCUAGAAAACUUAAAAUUAAAUGGUGAAAAUUUUAAAGUAAAAUGCUACUUAACAUUCAUUAAAUGAAUAAUAUACUUAAGAUUAAGAUGAGUAGAGUAAAAAUGAUAGCUUUUCACUAAAAAUUCAAGAUUAAAAAGACGAAAUUAAUAACCUGUCAGUAUAAUAAAAAAAUGAAGAGCAGUUUGAUUCUUCUAUCUUGGUAGAAUUAGAUGAGCAAACGGACUCAAAAAUAUGCUCAUUUUCUCCUAAUUUCAUUAAAUAAAACAAUGUUAAAUUUUAAGAAGAAUAAGAUUAAAAUAACAAAAAUUCUUUAUUUGGAUUCUUAAAUAAAUCUAAUUCAGUCAAAAUAAAUUAAUCAGAUCAAAAUAAAUAAGCAGAAUUAUAUAAAAAAUCAACUUUUGACUAAAUGUAAACUUCUAAUAAAAGCAGCAAUUAUGAACAAAGUAUUUAAGAAUAACAAAAAUCUUUUACAAAUGAUGAUAGGAUUUUAACUGAUUCUAAUUUAAGCUAAGAAACUAGUAAAAAUAUUAAAUUUUCAAAAAAUAAAUCUAAAUAUUAAUCAGUUUCAUCUAUUAAGUACGAUUAAAAGCAUGAAGGAUUUACAUCAUAUACUCCUUUUAAUAAAUUAAUUGAAAAUCAAAUGAGUUCAUAAAAUAAUAUCGCUUCUAGCAGCAAAAAAAUAGUAAAAUUUGUUUAAUCACAAGUUAAAAUAAACUCUUUAUCGAAUGAUUAAUACUUCAGUCAAUGCACACUGGAAAUAGCUAAUCCCUAGUAUGUUAUAGAUUAGAUUAUUUUAAAUAACAUAUCGAAAUAAAAAAAGUGUAAUUGCCCCCAGAUUUUAAUAAUAGAUGAUAAUUAGUUUAACAUUUAUGCUUUAUCAAAAACUAUUGAAACAUUCUAAUUUUAAACUCAUUCUAUUUCAGACAGUUUGGAGGUUUUGGAUUAUGUAAAAGAUAUUUUUCACUAAAACUGUUGCCUUUAUCCUAAAAUAAUAUUUAUGGAUAUUGAAAUGCCAUUUAAAAAUGGUUAUUAGCUCUCUGUUGAAGUUAAUUAAUUUUAUAAUAAUGUUUAGCUUAAAUAGUUACCUGUAAUAAUAGCAUGCACAGCCUAUGUAGGUCAAGAGGAUAAUUAAAAAGCAAUAUAGGCAGGGAUGAGUGAUUUUAUUAACAAACCUUUACUAAAAAAUGCCUUUUAGUAGCUUAUUUUAAAUUGGCAAGAUUUAUUUUUAUGA
Messenger RNA from Tetrahymena thermophila SB210, 3273 nucleotides. RefSeq names its product ATPase, histidine kinase-, DNA gyrase B. The record is from RefSeq and is a predicted model, not a curated record. The transcript has 4 exons. Gene Ontology annotation, biological process: phosphorelay signal transduction system; phosphorylation. NCBI's taxonomy places the organism in Eukaryota, Ciliophora, Oligohymenophorea, Hymenostomatida, Tetrahymenidae. Gene Ontology annotation, molecular function: phosphorelay sensor kinase activity.